UCACUGACCCUCAGCGCCGCAGAGCCUUCAUGUGUCUCUCUCUGUGGACACUUCACACUCUACAGACCGGAGCAGUCCACCAGCAUGAGUUUGAUGGACAUAUCCAAGAUCUUUUCUCUUCUUCAACCCAAAGAGGAUGAGGAGGAGGACACGGGCUGCAGUCAGGAGCUCAAUCAGGCCGUGUUUAGAGACGAUGACGGACUGCUGACUGAUCUGCUGUCUCAGGACAGGUACAGGAGGUGUGUUAACCUCCGCAGCGGAUGGGGCGUACCGGUCACUCCGCUGCGCUCCGCUGCGUCUCAGGGUCACCUGCGCUGUCUGCAGCUGCUCCUGGCUCACGGGGCCGAGGUCGACAGCCUGGACGUCAAAGCCCAGACGCCGCUGUUCACAGCCGUCGCCGGCAAACACCUGGACUGUGUGGUUGCUUUAUUGAAAGCCGGCGCCAACCCUAACGGCAGCCCGUAUAACAACUGCUCUCCGGUGCUCACCGCGGCUCGAGAGGGAGACGCGGACAUCCUGAGAGAGCUCCUGCGGCACGGAGCCGAUGUAGAUGUCAAACCCAAGAUCCCAGACUGGGCCUCCAACGCCACGACCUGCCGGGGGCCGCUCUAUAUUUCAGCUUGUUACGGUCAUCUGGAGUGCUUCAAACUGUUGCUGCAGCAUGGAGCGAACCCGGACUACAACUGCACCGAGGAAAAGAUGCUGAGCCGCAUGAAACAGCCCAAAACUGUGCUGGAGAUGUGUCUCAAAUACGGCUGCGGGCCCCAAUACAUCCAGCUGCUCGUAGACUUUGGAGCAAACGUCUAUCUGCCCGCUUUAAUCGUAGAUAAAACAACCAGACAGAAUGAAGCAGUGACGCUUCUGCUCAAAGAGAGAGUUUGUCCAAAAACACUGAUGUCUCAGGCUCGACUUUCUUUAUGGAAGUUCCUUCCCAUGGAAAACAAAAUGUGCUGCAUAGAUUGUCUGGAUAUUCCCAAAAUACUGAAGGACUAUUUGAAUCAUGUAUCCUGAUUUUCCUCUUCUGAUGUGAAAUACAUAUCUGACGAUGGGACGAAUAUUAAUUUCCCUUUUUGUAAAGC
Molecule: messenger RNA, 1079 nt
Organism: Sinocyclocheilus rhinocerous
Lineage: Eukaryota; Metazoa; Chordata; Actinopteri; Cypriniformes; Cyprinidae
Product: ankyrin repeat and SOCS box protein 12-like
Exons: 3
Coding region: 85-1011 (308 amino acids)
Molecular function (GO): protein binding
Source: RefSeq, a predicted model, not a curated record